AUGUCGAAUGCCCGCAAGCUCAUCCUGAUCACUGGUGGAACUGGUUUCAUCGGAAACCAUACAAUUUCACAAUUCCUCUCGAACGGAUAUCGAGUUCGAGCGACAGAUACCCGUGACUGGUUCCUUUCUAUCCAUUCGAAACACCGGGACUCGCUGGAAACGCUGAUCGUCGCUGAUAUCACAAAACCCGGGGCCUUUGAUACGGCCGUCAAGGAUGUUGAUGGAAUUGUCCAUAUGGCGUCUCAAUUCACCUACAAGAUCACCGACAAUGAGAAGGAUUCAAUCAUACCUGCUAUGAAUGGUACAAAGGGAAUUUUGCAAAGCACGGUUUCCUUUGCGCCUAAGUUUAAGCGAGUUGUUUUAACUUCUUCGUUUGCCUCAAUUGCCGACUUUUCCAAGGGUCUAAGACCGGGACACGUGUAUGAGGAAUCACAGUGGAGUUCUCUGACCUACCAGGCGACGAAGGAUGAUAAGAGAGGUCUUGCCUAUGCUUGA
Molecule: messenger RNA, 495 nt
Organism: Penicillium cosmopolitanum
Lineage: Eukaryota; Fungi; Ascomycota; Eurotiomycetes; Eurotiales; Aspergillaceae
Exons: 2
Coding region: 1-495 (164 amino acids)
Biological process (GO): steroid biosynthetic process
Molecular function (GO): 3-beta-hydroxy-Delta5-steroid dehydrogenase (NAD+) activity
Source: RefSeq, a predicted model, not a curated record